AUGGCUGAAAUGGACAGGGACGGCAGUCCGCAUCAGGGUGAAGAUGAAGCUUCUGCAGACAUGAAUCAUGGAGAACUGUUGAAAGUGAAGCCAAGAAAUGACCCGAUCAGCAGCGCGAGACAUGCGGACGACUCCGAUGCCGCAAGCGAAGACGAGACAGAAAUUGAGCGUUCGGAGAGGAAGAAGCGUUUGAUCGACGGUCACAAAUCGACCUCAUAUAUCGAGAGUCUACCCGCCGAGCUGAGAUUCGAGAUUCUUUCGUGGAUGCCGGACCUGCCAAGCUUGCAGUCUGCUGUUCACGCCUCACCGGUACUCCACGCUCAAUAUAGGGAGCAUCGGAACACCAUUCUUCGACUUUGUCUAGGUCGUGAGCUGGACGGAUUUUAUGUCGACGCUCAUGUUCACUUGAUGUCUCGUGUGAGUAUACUUGGAAGUCCUCGAGGGGACGGAACGAUUGCCGAGUUCCUCCAUCAGUACGGGCUCUGCCUGUCAGGCUCACCAGGAGCUCCAGAUAUGAACUCUCCGAGAGCGGGUGACAUGCGGUGGAUGGCAGGAUUCCACAAUUCUAUUGCCCGACCUUUUGCUCGCCUAUACAGCAACUGGGCACUCGCGAACCUCGAAAGUGCUGCCACAUCAGGGUCAACCAUGACAGGGAUGAUGAGGUCGCCAGACACGCGGGCUCAGUAUGGCACUGCUCUGAGUAGAAGUGAAGAGAUUCGCCUCUUCCGAGCCAUUUACCGAUACGAAAGUUUCCAUCACCUCUUUGGUCGGAAUCAAGGCAGACGCCGCGGCGGCUUUCGCUUUUACACUAUUAAUGAGCUUUUCUGCUGCCUAUUCAACCCUUGGGAAGUUGAGGCUAUCGGUUGUGUCGAUGAGUUUGUCAGAAACAAGUACACCGACAUUUUCAAACAGGUCAAAGAUGAUCUUGAUCCAAAAAACCCCAAAUUCAGGCAAUCCAAUGGGGUCCUCAAUCCCAACGGAUCGUUCUGCCUCGAAACGGAGUGGGAUGACUGGAUGGAGGGAACUGUGUCGCGAGGUCUGCAGACGGCCGUUCGAAUGUUUACAAUCAGCAAUCAUGAGUUGCUGCUAGUCAAGAUGGAGCGCGCCCUCACCACCCAGCAACAAGAUGACGAUUCUUUGAAGAAGACUCUGAGCGCAAUUGCCCAAGUAGGCAGACGCGAUGUCUCAGACACCUUUCCAGAUCCGAGAGACCGAGCGGAGCAGAGGAGAGAUGAAAUGGCGUUUGAAGGCGACGCCGCACCGCCUGAUGCACCACCAUUCGCCUGGGUUCUGCUGUGGAACGGGAUAUACUCGAAUGCCUAUGGGGAGUAUGUUCCAGAGUCGUUGAUUCGAACUGGCUACGUAUUCUGGGAUGAGCGGCGAUGGAUUGACGAGGGGGCAAAGAAUUUUGUCCUCAAGCAGUGGGAAGGCAACCCGUCGUAUGUGGAGGCGAUUCUGGCCGAUCGCGAUUGGAGUCCCCUUGAAGGCGAGACAACAACCGUCGAAGAAUUCCCAAAUGAAGACGCGGAGGUCUCAGAAGGUGGAGAGGGCCAGCCAGGUCAAGCCGAGGACGUGACUGAGCCUGCAGGUGAAUGGCAAGAUGCAGGCUUAGCAGCCUCACAGGUUGACAACCUCUAUUUGUUACAUCGAUAG
This is a messenger RNA of Colletotrichum orchidophilum, 1653 nucleotides long. RefSeq lists its product as uncharacterized. The coding region runs from base 1 to 1653 and encodes 550 amino acids. The transcript has 2 exons. The record is from RefSeq and is a predicted model, not a curated record. Lineage: Eukaryota; Fungi; Ascomycota; Sordariomycetes; Glomerellales; Glomerellaceae.